This is a messenger RNA of Symbiodinium pilosum, 1242 nucleotides long. The record is from the annotation of a GenBank genome assembly. Lineage: Eukaryota; Dinophyceae; Suessiales; Symbiodiniaceae.
GCUGGAAAUCUGCUCAUCAACUUGGCUGAUGUGCUGGUGGAAGUGUUGCACAGGGCCGCAGGCCUGCGGGUUCUACGAAUCUUCAUUGUGGGGACUGAGGGCAACUACAAGAACAGCAGUUCUCAGGUGGUGGAUGAUGUUGAGACUGGGCACGUUGGUGCAUAUGAUGACCACAUCCUCAGCCUGGUGGAUGACCUGAUGUUUGAGGCUUGUGGGUUCUGCGUGCUGGUGGAAGUCGGAAACGUCUCUGCAGAUUUCUGCUGGGCAGAUCCACAGGCAGCCUUCGACGCGCGGAAUCCGCACUUCAAUACCUCGUGGGGGCAGCUGCAUGAGGUGGUCCUUUCCUUUGCUCCGCAGAAUGAAGCCCAGGGCCACCUCAGGUCUGUGGACGAGGGUUGGUGGUGCCGCCGAGCGCAGGUGAUGAAGGCCAACAUGCAUCCUGAGAUUGCCAUCUCCACUGGGGGCUCGAUUGAGCUCAUGGAUGCGCUGUACCCGCAGCUCUAUGUAUGCCCUGAGAUUGAUGUGGUGGACAUCCACACCUACAGCACUGACUCUCAGAGCGUGAGGACGACUCUGCAAACUGCAGCAACUUGGGCGCUAACCCAUGGAAAGCGUGUUCGGCUCCAAGAGUUUGGCUUCCAGGGAGCUGAUGCAAUAAAGUCUCAGAAGCUCUUCCCCCUCAUCCUCGCGUCCAGCGAGCUGGGUAUCCCCUUCAUGCCUUGGGAGCUUCUCCAUCCUGCAAGCUCUAAAGACUUUGAAUUCUGGACAGAGGGCGGCUUUUGGCAUGGGCUGUCUGCACUGAGCCACGCAGCGCAGCGCCAGGCAACGGUUUUCUCGUGGCCAGAGUUAAAGCUUGCCCAGAGCUACCCAAAGGGGAACUGGCUGCUCUGCCUGGUCAAUGCGGAGUGUGCCUCCGGCUGCUGCAGUAACGAGUUCAGUGACGACAAGAAGUACAAGUGCACUCCAGGCGGUAGCAGAUGCACGGGCAACCUCCUGGCAGACUGGGUUUUCUGCACUCAGAACAGGGAUUGCGCCAACGGCUGCUGCAGCAAGCAGUUUAGCGAUGACGGCCGCUACAAAUGCACUCCUGGCGGUGCCCCGAGCCUUUGUGGCGAUGCUGUGCUACCCAACGGGCAAGCCUGCUCGGCGAAUGGUAACUGCGCCAGCGGUUGCUGCUCUGAUGGGCGUUGCCUUGCAAGGGCUCCGCCGGCUCAAUGCAAGAAGGCAAUAUUCUUUGCUUAG